GGUGUGGAGUUUCUAAAGUGGUAUUUCCGUUAGCUUCUCACAUUGAGGGGAUUGCUUCCACUUAGGAAAGACGCUAGCAGAGUGACAGCUGGGGUGGGGGUGAAUAGAAGGAGGUUCCGCAGAAAGGGAGGAGCUGAGCUGCCCUGUUGGGAUUUUGUGUCCUGGAAGGGGGGCGUAUCUGUUUCCUGGGGCUGCUGUGACAAAGUGCCACAAACUAGGUGAGUUGCAACAACAGAGACGUAUUCUCUUAUGGUUCUGGAAGGCAGAAGUCCAAAAUCAAGAUGUCGGCAGGGCCAUGCUCCCUCCGCAGGCUCUACGAGGAUGGAAGGGUCCUUCCUUGUCUCUUCCAGCUUCUGGUGGCUCCAGGCGUUCCUGGACUCAUGGCAGCAUCUUCAUCUGGCCGUCUCUUCUGUGUCUUCUGUCUCUUCUAAGGACACUGGUCAUUGGAUUUAGGGCCCACUCGGAUAAUCCAGGAUGAUCUCCUUUGGAGAUCCUUAACUUAAUGGCUCUACCAAGACCCUGUUGCCAGAGGUCCCGUUCACAGGUUCUGGGGGUUAGGGCGUGGACAUAUCCUUGGGAGGAGGCACCAUUCAACCCACAGCAAAUGGACAGGAAUAUGCUUCUUUCCUUAUUUUAUGGGAAAGUGCUGGGCCCCGAUGUCUUUGCAGGGAAGUCAAGCUCGCCCUUCAUCAGGGCUUGUUCUGCCACUUUCCCCUGGGGACCUGAGAGAAGGAUUUCAGAGUCCCCAGGGGUCUCUGCUGUCCCAGUGUCCCUUGUGCAGCAUUGCAUCGGGGUGACUGUUCCACUCUCUACAUCCAGAUGCUCCUUACUGCAGUUUGGGAAACUGAGGCAGCCACGUGAGUUGGGUACUUAACCUCCUGUUUCCCCUGCUUUGUGGGCCAUCAGCUGCAAUCAUUACAGCUCCCCCACAUCUCCCCUCUGGGAUCCAGAGCUGAAGGAGCGACCUGCAGGGCACAUAAGAAGCCAGAGUGAGGCAAGGGCGGAAUGACACUCAUUGAUUCUAAAGCAUCGCUAAUCUACCAGACAGAAGGUCCUUUGCUUCUGCUCUUUCUUGGACCAUCCCAGGGAGGGCAACUGGCGCCUGAGAGGUAGAACAGGAUGCCCCCCGGGGUUGACUGCCCUAUGGAAUUCUGGACCAAGGAGGAGAACCAGAGCGUGGCGGUUGACUUCUUGCUGCCCACGGGUGUCUAUCUGAACUUCCCUGUGUCCCGCAAUGCCAACCUCAGUACCAUCAAGCAGGUGUUGUGGCACCGCGCCCAGUAUGAGCCCUUCUUCCACAUGCUCAGCGACCCCGAGGCCUAUGUGUUCACCUGCGUCAACCAGACAGCGGAACAGCAGGAGCUGGAGGACGAGCAGCGUCGACUCUGUGACAUCCAACCCUUCCUGCCAGUCCUGCGCCUGGUGGCCCGUGAGGGCGACCGUGUGAAGAAGCUCAUCAAUUCACAGAUCAGCCUUGUCAUCGGCAAAGGCCUCCAUGAGUUCGACUCCUUGCGAGACCCGGAGGUGAACGACUUCCGCACCAAGAUGCGCCAGUUCUGCGAGGAGGCAGCCGCGCACCGGCAGCAGCUGGGCUGGGAGGCCUGGCUGCAGUACAGCUUCCCUCUGCAGCUGGAGCCUGCGGCGCGGGGCUGGGGCACUGGCACCCUGCGCGUCCCCAACCGGGUCCUCCUAGUCAAUGUCAAGUUCGAGGGCAGUGAGGAGAGCUUCACCUUCCAGGUAUCCACCAAGGACAUGCCCCUGGCGCUGAUGGCCUGUGCCCUCCGGAAGAAGGCUACCGUGUUCCGGCAGCCGCUGGUGGAGCGGCCGGAGGACUAUGCGCUGCAGGUGAAUGGGAAGUACGAGUACCUCUACGGCAGCUACCCCCUCUGCCAGUUCCAGUACAUCUGCAGCUGCCUGCACAGCGGGCUGACCCCUCACCUGACCAUGGUGCACUCCUCCUCCAUCUUGGCCAUGCGGGAUGAGCAGAGCAACCCCACGCCCCAGGUCCAGAAGCUGCGCACCAAGCCGCCCCCCAUUCCUGUGAAGAAGCCCUCCUCUGCAUCCCUGUGGUCCCUGGAGCAGCCGUUUUGCAUCGAGCUGAUCCAGGGCAGCAAAGUGAAUGCCGAUGAGCGUAUGAAGCUGGUGGUGCAGGCUGGGCUCUUCCACGGCAACGAGAUGCUGUGCAAAAUGGUGUCCAGCUCAGAGGUGAGCGUGUGCUCAGGGCCCGUGUGGAACCAGCGGCUGGAGUUCGACAUCAACAUCUGUGACCUGCCCCGAAUGGCCCGGCUCUGCCUCGCGCUUUACGCUGUGAUUGAGAAGGCCAAGAAGGCUCGCUCCACCAAGAAGAAGUCCAAGAAGGCGGACUGCCCCAUCGCCUGGGCCAACCUCAUGCUGUUUGACUAUAAGGACCAGCUCAAGACCGGGGAGCAGUGCCUCUACAUGUGGCCCUUUGUCCCAGACGAGAAAGGGGAGCUGCUGAACCCCACAGGGACUGUGCGGAGUAAUCCUAACACAGAGAGUGCCGCUGCCCUGGUCAUCUGCCUCCCCGAGGUGGCCCCUCAUCCCGUGUACUACCCUGCCCUGGAGAAGAUCCUGGAGCUGGGGCGGCACGGGGAGCACGGGCGCUUCACCGAGGAGGAGCAGCUGCAGUUGCGGGAAAUCCUGGAGCGGCGCGGCUCGGGGGAGCUGUACGAGCACGAGAAGGACCUGGUGUGGAAGAUGCGCCAUGAGGUCCAGGAGUACUUCCCUGAGGCUCUGGCCCGGCUGCUGCUGGUCACUAAGUGGAACAAGCACGAGGACGUGGCCCAGAUGCUCUGCCUGCUGUGUUCAUGGCCCGAGCUGCCCGUCCUGAGUGCCCUGGAGCUGCUGGACUUCAGUUUCCCGGACCGCCACGUGGGCUCCUUUGCCAUCAAGUCCCUGCGCAAGCUGACGGACGAUGAGCUUUUCCAGUACCUGCUGCAGCUGGUGCAGGUACUCAAGUAUGAGUCCUACCUGGACUGUGAGCUGACCAAGUUUCUGCUGGACCGGGCACUGGCCAACCGCAAGAUCGGUCACUUCCUCUUCUGGCACCUCCGCUCCGAGAUGCAUGUUCCAUCGGUGGCCCUGCGCUUCGGCCUCAUCAUGGAGGCCUACUGCAGGGGCAGCACCCACCACAUGAAGGUGCUGAUGAAGCAGGGGGAAGCACUGAGCAAGCUGAAGGCCCUGAAUGAUUUUGUCAAAGUGAGCUCCCAGAAGACCACCAAGCCGCAAACCAAGGAGAUGAUGCAUGUGUGCAUGCGUCAGGAGACCUACCUGGAGGCUCUCUCCCACCUGCAGUCCCCACUCGACCCCAGCACGCUGCUGGCUGACGUCUGCAGUGUGGAGCAGUGCACCUUCAUGGACUCCAAGAUGAAGCCCCUAUGGAUCAUGUACAGCAAUGAGGAGGCGGGCAGUGAGGGCAGCGUGGGCAUCAUCUUCAAGAAUGGGGAUGAUCUCCGCCAGGACAUGCUGACUCUGCAAAUGAUCCAGCUCAUGGACGUUCUGUGGAAGCAGGAGGGGCUGGACCUGAGGAUGACCCCCUAUGGCUGCCUCUCCACCGGGGACCGCACAGGCCUCAUCGAAGUAGUGCUCCACUCAGACACCAUCGCCAACAUCCAGCUAAACAAGAGCAACAUGGCAGCCACAGCUGCCUUUAACAAGGAUGCCCUGCUCAACUGGCUCAAGUCCAAGAACCCAGGGGAGGCCCUGGACCGAGCCAUCGAGGAGUUCACCCUUUCCUGUGCUGGCUACUGUGUGGCCACCUAUGUGCUGGGCAUCGGCGAUCGGCACAGUGACAACAUCAUGAUCCGUGAAAGUGGGCAGCUGUUCCACAUUGAUUUUGGCCACUUUCUGGGGAAUUUCAAGACCAAGUUUGGAAUCAACCGUGAACGAGUCCCAUUCAUCCUCACCUAUGACUUUGUCCAUGUGAUUCAGCAGGGGAAGACGAACAACAAUGAGAAGUUUGAAAGGUUCCGAGGCUACUGUGAGAAAGCCUACACCAUCCUGCGGCGCCACGGGCUGCUCUUUCUCCACCUCUUUGCUCUCAUGAGGGCAGCAGGCCUGCCUGAACUCAGCUGCUCAAAAGACAUCCAGUAUCUCAAGGACUCCCUGGCAUUGGGGAAAACGGAGGAGGAAGCACUCAAGCACUUCCGGGUCAAGUUUAAUGAAGCCCUGCGGGAGAGCUGGAAAACCAAAGUGAACUGGUUGGCCCACAAUGUGUCUAAAGACAACAGGCAGUAGCGGCCCCUCUGGCCCCGCAUGCUGGUGGCGCCUAGCCCUUGUGCCAGGAGCAGAGGCGAUCUUUAUCCCAAAGGCCUGAACUGCACCUCAUGAGAAAGAACCUACACAAUUGCCUUUUGUUUACACUGGACGAAAUACUUGCGGUUAUUUAUUUAUGACUUGAAAUGCUGAAGGGACUUCACAGCCAUAAAAGCAAAGGCAGCCUUUGAGCCUGGUGGGGAGGAAUACGGGGUGCCCCCAGGCUGCCCCUCGGUGGAGGGUCGCAGCCCCAAGUCUUCCAGCUGGUGAUCUGGGCCCAGCCCGACUCCUCUCCUCCUGGGAGCUGCCCGGCUGCAGGGGUGUCGGCUCCAGCAGUCACCUGGUGCCUACUGUCCAGAGAGGCACCCCAGUCCUCAGCCCUCCUCCUGCCACCUCUGUGCUGCCGAGCCCUGCCCGUCCCCCACUGACUGUGAUUUGUGGUGGCCACCUCCAAGGACGCCCGGUGCCCUGAGAUUCAGGGAUGAUGCCACACUUCGCUUUUAAAGUAACUCUUGGGCCCGGGGAUCCUCUCAUCUCUGCUGUAAAGCCAUUUUGUGUGCAGUAAGAAAUACAGCCAAACUCCUUACUGAACCUCCAUGGCUAGGGGAAGUUGACCCGGCCCCCACAAAGUAUAAUAUAUAUGCGGGUCCUCAAGAUGUGUUAAAAAGUGUUUAAAAAAAAAAAAAAAAAAAAAAGAGUUGAGCUU
Trichechus manatus latirostris (Florida manatee) is the source of this 4981-nucleotide messenger RNA. RefSeq names its product phosphatidylinositol-4,5-bisphosphate 3-kinase catalytic subunit delta (gene PIK3CD). The transcript is spliced from 24 exons. The record is from RefSeq and is a predicted model, not a curated record. Gene Ontology annotation, biological process: phosphatidylinositol-3-phosphate biosynthetic process; phosphatidylinositol 3-kinase/protein kinase B signal transduction; cell migration. The coding region runs from base 1120 to 4257 and encodes 1045 amino acids. NCBI's taxonomy places the organism in Eukaryota, Metazoa, Chordata, Mammalia, Sirenia, Trichechidae. Gene Ontology annotation, molecular function: 1-phosphatidylinositol-4-phosphate 3-kinase activity; 1-phosphatidylinositol-3-kinase activity. Gene Ontology annotation, cellular component: cytoplasm; phosphatidylinositol 3-kinase complex; plasma membrane.